Molecule: messenger RNA, 165 nt
Organism: Scutellospora calospora
Lineage: Eukaryota; Fungi; Glomeromycota; Glomeromycetes; Diversisporales; Gigasporaceae
Source: the annotation of a GenBank genome assembly
AAUAGUAAUGAUAAUAGAAUACAAGACUCAUUAUCUAAUAUCUGUAUAGAUACUAAUACAAAACCCUCAAUACAACAAAAUAUGUUAAAAGAUAAUUUUCUUACUAAAGAUAUAAAUGAUGAAAAUACUAAUCUAGAGCUCUGUCAUACUGUGAAUCUAAAAUAA